GUAUACUUUACUAUUUUAUUUUUUUAAUGACCUCUCCCAUGAGCAAAAAGCGAGCUCAUUCGCCGCAGGAAACUUUGGAUAUGGCACCGGAAAUCUUAAAUUCACUAGACACUGCGUCGCCAGAGUUGCAUACAGCCAAGAAGCGCACUGUGGCAUCCCCUUUGCAAAAAGCCAGGCUCCUAGAUCGGCUCCCCUGUGCGACAAUGUACGAGAGGUCAUAUAUGCAUCGUGAUUCGGUUGAUAGCAUUGUAGUUACCAGGGCGGGAUUUGUCAUCACCAUGUCUGCCGAUGGACAUGUCAAGUUUUGGAAAAAGUGCGGCAAGGGUAUCGAAUUUAUCAAGGACUUUAGGGCGCACCUGUGCGCCAUAGUUGCCUACUCGUUAUCUUUGGAUGGGCAGAUGUUUGCCACAGUCUCUUUGGACAAGCAAAUCAAAGUUUUUGACGUGGUGAACUUUGACAUGAUCAGCAUCAUUUCUAUCGACUGCGUUCCUGGGGCAUUGUGCUGGAUAAAGGACCCGCUGGACCAGUCGACUUGUGUGGCAGUUUCUGACUCUGAGCGGCCAUCUAUUUAUGUAUUUGAUCUUCAUGCAAGCUCCACUUCGAAGCGAACCAUCAACACAGUUCAUCGCCAGCCAGUAUCCCUGAUGGCCUACAACCCAGUCUACGAGUGCAUGGUGUCGAUUGACAAAGGAGGCAUGAUUGAGUACUGGACAAUUGACGAAACGCAAAAGCUGCCCUCGUCUGUGGAUUUUGAUUUAAAGUCGCAAACUGAUUUGUACGAGUUUAAGAAGAGCAAGGAUAUUCCAACCAGCCUGACGUUCUCCCCAGACUUUGAGAUGUUUGUCUGCACCAGCUCCGCCAACUCAACUAUCUGCGUGUUCAAGUGCUCCUCGGGAAAACUGCACCGCAAAUACGACGAAUCAGUGGGGUCUUGCAAUGCAGUUCAGCACAGUGACGAGAGCGACAAAUUCAAACUCGACGACAUGGAGUUUGGACGGCGGCUUGCCAUGGAAAACGAGUUGCUAAGAGCACCGGCUGGGACCAAAGCCAAUGCUGUAUUUGACGACAGCACAGGGAACCUGCUGUAUUCAUGUCUGCUAGGCAUCAAGGUUGUUAAUCUUGCAACCAACAAGGUUGUUCGCAUUUUGGGGAAGCCAGAGUCGCACCGGUUUGUUCAAAUUGCACUUGUUCAGAGCACGCCCGAAUCCAACAACACCCGGCUAGACCUUGUAGCGUCAGCCAACCCUGCCGCAAAGAACAUCGAUAUAGACCCUACGGUUUUCUGUACGGCAUUCAAGCGGAACCGGUUUUACAUGUUUACACGUGAAGAGCCAGAUCACUCUGAACAGGGCGCCGACCGUGACGUUUUUAACGAAAAACCAACACGCGAGGAGGCAUCUCUAGCGAUUGCUCCGAACAAAAAACAAGUUGCUAGAUCUGCAAUCCUGCGUACGACUCUCGGCGAUAUACAUCUGGCAUUAUUCCCCGAGUUUGCGCCAAAGGCCGUCGAAAACUUUUCAGUUCACUCCCAGAAGGGAUACUAUGACGGGGUUAUAUUCCACCGAAUUAUCAAGCGGUUCAUGAUUCAAACUGGCGAUCCACUUAGCGACGGAACCGGCGGCGAGUCGAUCUGGGGUAAGUCGUUUGAAGAUGAAUUUACGCCAAAACUUCGUCAUGAUCGGCCUUAUACACUGAGUAUGGCCAACGCUGGGCCUGGUACUAAUGGAUCGCAGUUUUUCAUUACCACUGUGGAUUCUGCGCCUUGGCUUGAUGACAAGCACACGAUAUUUGGCCGUGUGACUACCGGCUCUGAUGUUAUCCACUCGAUCGAGUCUGCCAAAACCGACAAGAAUGACAAGCCCUUCGAUGAUAUUAGCAUUCUCAAUAUCCAAAUCAAAUUCGAUGGGCGCUGACCUUUUUUAUUAAUGUUUAGUUUUUGUUUUUACAAUAUACACAUAUUGAAAUAAUUAUUAAUUGAA
Kickxella alabastrina is the source of this 1979-nucleotide messenger RNA. RefSeq names its product peptidyl-prolyl cis-trans isomerase. Bases 27 to 1913 code for a protein of 628 amino acids. The record is from RefSeq and is a predicted model, not a curated record. Gene Ontology annotation, molecular function: protein binding; peptidyl-prolyl cis-trans isomerase activity. Gene Ontology annotation, biological process: protein folding; protein peptidyl-prolyl isomerization. NCBI's taxonomy places the organism in Eukaryota, Fungi, Kickxellomycota, Kickxellomycetes, Kickxellales, Kickxellaceae. The transcript has a single exon.